GUGCUUGUUGGGAUAAUUUUAAUUAACCAGAUCAUUGAUUUGCUGUUAGGGGGGAUUGUCAAUUGUAAACAAGUUCGCGUCAUUUGGACUCUUUUUGAAUUAUUUAAUAUAGAUUAUCACCAAUAAAGUUCUAUCGAUUAGAGUUAUAUUGAUGAUAAAACCGUCCAUUCUUAGCUGGGUGGUAGUUUCAUUUAAAACUAGUCGGGGGCGACUUCUGUUCGGAUAUAAAUUGAUAACCAGUUCAGAUUCCGUGUUUUAGUUUAUCCCUACAUCGUUGGAUGAUCAGUAAUUUUUUUAAUUCCUGUGUCAAAUUUCUACGUCAACAUGAUAAUUGCAAUUUUUUUCUAGCUCUUGAGAUAACAAAGGAUUGUGUUUUGUCACUAUAACAGAUCAUAUUUUUAACCAGACCAAAAAACUUUCUUAAUUUAAUUUUGUUAACGGAGAAUGGUGUCAAAGCUGCUUUGGUUGCUGAUAUCUACAUUCAUAUCUUUAGGCCUUUGUACCCAAAAGAGAGCACUUCCGGAUCCAAAAUCGUUUGAUGGAAUGAUGGCAGCCAUUUCUUUACCCACAAUGCAACAGGAGAACUUCCAGAGAAUGUGCUUACAAAAUAUACCAACACAGGUUUUACUUCGAGAAGUUUAUACUAGGAUGGGAAAGGAAGACGAAAUGAGCAAAUCACUGCCCGAUCCUGUUGACCCAGAAUUACAACGGACAUCACCUGACGAUAGUAUCAUGACACAAAAACGUAGGGGAAGAAAUAGAAUUUCCGGAUUUUACAGUAAUUGGUAGAAAAUCGUUGGAAAUUUCUACUACUGAGAACAAUGAAUAACUCUAUGUGUUUUAUAUGUAUUUAUGAUGUAUGCUCGUUAAUUCAUUGAUGAAGUAAAUGUACUACACUGCCCCAGC
Messenger RNA from Saccostrea echinata, 906 nucleotides. RefSeq lists its product as uncharacterized. Lineage: Eukaryota; Metazoa; Mollusca; Bivalvia; Ostreida; Ostreidae. Bases 445 to 789 code for a protein of 114 amino acids. The transcript has 4 exons. The record is from RefSeq and is a predicted model, not a curated record.